Molecule: messenger RNA, 620 nt
Organism: Mytilus trossulus (common blue mussel)
Lineage: Eukaryota; Metazoa; Mollusca; Bivalvia; Mytilida; Mytilidae
Product: neurogenic locus Notch protein-like
Exons: 3
Coding region: 45-620 (191 amino acids)
Biological process (GO): Notch signaling pathway
Molecular function (GO): Notch binding; calcium ion binding; carbohydrate binding
Source: RefSeq, a predicted model, not a curated record
CUAGACACAUAUGCCAGUUUGAAUGGGGCGCCGUUUCAUGCUCUAUGUAUGGUUCUGAUUCGACGAUUUUGGUCGAUAGCGCCACCUAUGGACGAUAUGACGAAACAACUUGUGGAACUUCUUUUUUUUUGACUCCAUGCUUCGAAGAUGCUACAGAAUUUUUUAUCAAUGGUUGUCAGGAUAAGAAGAGCUGUCAAGUUUAUCCGAAUUUUAUUAAAACAGACCCAUGUUUAGGUUUACUAAAGUAUCUAACGAUUUCGUACGAAUGUUCAGAUCCUGUGGAUGAUUGUUUAUCAAGCCCAUGUCAAAAUGGUGGAGUCUGUUACGAUGGUAUUAGAAGUUACAGUUGUAGUUGUCCUCUAGGAGUUACCGGAAAUAACUGUGAAACAAGAAAUUACUUAAUUGCUGUACGAUACACAAAACAGGUACACACCCAUGGCAAGCAAGUGAUGCAAACUGUUAAAGCUAUGUCAGCCUUAGAUUGUGCAAGAUUGUGUACCCUAACAGUUGAUUGCUAUGGGUAUCAGUACAAUAGUAUUGUCAGAACAUGCGAGGAAGUUUCAUCAGACCAAUCAUCUUUGUUUGGAAACGUGACUUAUUUUGUUAAAACAAUUUUAUAA